AUGUCGUCGCCGAAAGACCACGCCCGGUGCAAGAACGUUAGCCGCGAGUCGCCGCCCGACGACGAGGAGGAGGCCGAGGAGUGGCUCGACGACGAGGAGCUGGACGCCGACGAGGCUGCGAUGCUCGACGACGACUUCGACACGGACGCGCUCCAUGGCCACCUCGGCCUCAACCUACAGAGUCUGCACUCCCUGCUCGGCGGCGCCUCGCGCCCCUUCCAGGACAAGCUGCGCCAGCUCCGCGCCGCGGCGCAUGAGCCGGCCAUGCGCCUCGUGGCGCUCCAGGAGCUCGCGGACGCCCUGAGUGUCGCGACAGAAGACGUAUUCAUGGGCGCAUUUCCCCUCGAUGCACUCGUGCGUGAGCUCCUGUGGACGCUCGGCGGGCCGGAGCCCGAGGGCCACACCCUCUCGGACAUGGACGGCGACGAGCUGGCGGCCGCACUCGCGGCCAGCGGCGAUGACGGCGAGGCGCAGAUGUACGCCUGCCGCUCCCUUGCCUAUAUGAUCGAGGCCCUGCCCGAGUCGUCGAACUGCAUGGUGCGCCGCGGUGUGGUGCCGCUCCUCGUCCAGAAGCUGCGCGAAAUCACCUUUAUCGAUCUGGCCGAGCAGGUCCAGCAGACCCUAGAAAAGCUCGCCGCGACGCACCCCACAGUCGUCGUGCGCGAAGGCGGCAUGCUCGCGGCCGUGCAGUACCUGGACUUUUUCAGCAUCUAUGUGCAGCGCACGGCCCUGCAUACCGUCGCGCAAUGUGCGCGCCGCGUCGCGCCCGGCGCCAUGACGGAGCGCGUCGUGGAAAUCGCGCCGAUCCUCGCGCAAGUCCUCACGUACUCGGACGGGCGCAUCGUCGAGUCGGCAUGCCGCUCCGUGUGCUCCAUCACCGAGGCGUUCCUCGAUGACAAGGCGCUCGUGCCGCUCCUUACCCCCUGGGUCGCUCCGCUGUGUGCACUGCUCGCCCGCGGCGUGGGCCGCGACACGAAUGCGCUGCCCCUGCUGCCCGGCCCGCUGAUCGCUGAUGUACUCCAGGUCCUGGCACGCGCUGCGCACACUCAUACGCAGGUGGCAGAGGCAUUGUACGAGCAUGGCAUCCUGGACACCAUGUACGUGCUGCUCACCGGCGCGCUCCCUGAGCAGGGCUCCGUCCCACAGCCGGCAGUGCUCCAGCAGCUCGCACAUCGCCUGCCUGCCGAAAUUGACGCGGCGCUAGGCCUCCUGGUCGACCUGCUGCCCCCCCUGCCGUGCGAUGGCCUCUUUGAUGCGCGUCUGUACGGCGAGAAGGCCUACCUCCAGAAAAAGCGACGCGCCGAGCGCGCAGGGUGCUCGAUCGGCGAGCUAGACGACGCACUUGACGACACACCCGCGCGUCGGCUCAGUGCCUCGGCGAUGCGGCAGCAGCGCGAAACAGAGGCGCGCGCCGAAGCACAACGCGCAUGGCCGGCGUUCUUUGAGCGCUACGCCACGCUCCUGCUGCCCGUAUUCCUGGUCGUGUACACGGCCAGUGUCUCACUCGAGGUGCGCAAGGCCGUCCUGCAGGCCAUGCUGCGCGCACUGUGGUACGCGGAUCUUGCGACUCUGGCGCCCGCGCUCGUGCAGCUGCCCCUGGCUAGCUUCUACACGGGCAUUCUCUCGACGCACGACAACCCCGCGUGCGUACACUUUUUGCGCCACGGCACCCUACAGCAGGUGCAGCGCCUCGCCGAGGCGGAUACGCCGAAUUUCCGCGCCAAACUGCUGUGGGCGCGCAUGUGUGCUGCGCCAGAGGACGCGGCAAUGGCACGAGCGCGCGAAACAGCCACGACACUCGCGCGUCUCGCCGCACAACUCAAAAACGGCGACGAUACCGUCGAGGCGCUUACGAGGCUGGGUGAGCUGCUGCCCUCGCUCACGAGCUUCGAGCUGGAAUGUGCACAGCUCAUCGAUACGCUGUAUGACUUUGGCACGCACAGCGAUGGGCCUGUGGGCGUCGAUGCGCGGCGCACGCAGCUGCGCGAGCGCCUCCAGCCAGGCGCCGAGGCCCUUCUGACGGCCUUGCACGCGAGCCUGACGCGCGCCGAGACGCUGGCAGUCGAGAGUGCCGGCGGUAGCUCGUCGGUGACGCAGCAGCGGCGCGUGCGCCUCGUGGCAGGCGGGGAGAGCGCGGAGCGUGUGCCCCGCAACUACCGCGACAUGGUGCUCUCCAUCCAUGCGAUUGUCGCGGUGCGCACGCUGCAUGACUUUCUCCAGCCAAAACUCGAGCUGCUGAUGGGCACUCUGCGUGCCUCGGACCUCUCGAGCACGUUGGCGGCUCUCACUGGCCAGGCAGACGACGAGGCACCCUCGAGCUACGCGAGCGCUGCCCAGUCGUCCAAGAACGCGUGGCAUUUGGCGUUCGAGCUGGAUGGCGAGGCCAUGCCCCUGGAUGCGACGCUCUAUCAGUGUCUGCACGCGCAUUCGGCGCAGGACAAGGAGGCGCUGCCCGUGAUUACCUACACGAUGGUGCCAGGACAGAUCCCCGCGCCUGCGCCGCCCGCCAAGACGCCGCCGCUCCCGCGCGCCCCUGGAUAUGAAGUGACGUUGCCGCCCAGCCUGCCGGCCGAUGCGCCGUCCGCUCCCACCCUGCGGCUGAUGGGCUUGCUGCAUGAUCUGUGGGAGGACGUGGUGCCCGCCGCCAGUUUUGUCAAUACCAAACUCACCGCAAAACUGGCGCAGCAGCUGCAGGAGCCGCUCGUCCUGGCGAGCCAGUGUCUGCCGUUGUGGGCUAGGGAACUGCCGCGCACACACUCGUUCCUCUUUCCGCUGGAGACGCGCUGGAAGUACCUGCAGCUCACAUCACUGGGCUACGCCCGGCUGCUGGGCCAGUGGAACAAGACCGGGGCCGACGAAACGCUGGCCGCCCUUGCUCAGCUGCCGCGCCAAAAGGUGCGCAUUGCGCGCUCGACACUGCUGGCCUCGGCCGUCAAAGUGCUGAACUUGUAUGCCAACGCGCAGACGGUUCUGGAGGUCGAGUACUUUGACGAAGUCGGCUCGGGCCUGGGGCCUACGCUCGAGUUCUACGCCCUGGUCUCGCACGAGCUGCAGCGGACCGAGCUGGGCCUGUGGCGCCACGACUCGGCCGCCCAAAGCGAGUAUGUGCAAGCACCAGCGCUCUUCCCCGCGCCGGCCAGCAGCGACGCGACCGAGCGCGUGCGCACGCUCUUCCGGGCCCUGGGCCAGCUGAUUGCCAAGGCGCUCCUGGAUGGGCGCAUUGUGGAUGUCCCCUUCCACCCCUUGUUCUGGCGCGCCGUCCUUCGUCGUCGCGUCCCACGCACGCUCUCGACGCUGCGCCAGGUGGAUGCGAGCUUGGCCCAGUCACUCGAGGCAAUGGAGCGGAUGAGCGCCGACGAGGUCGAAGCGCUCCACCUCGAGGGCACGCUCCCAGGCACGGACCUCGUGCUCCCCGGCUGGCGGGCCGACGAGCCUGUCACCCAGAGCCGUGUGCACGAGUAUGUGCAGGCCAUCGUUGACAUGUGCCUAGCCGACGGCAUUGCUCAGCAGCUCGACGCCUUCCGUGACGGCUUUGAUGCGGUCCUGCCACUAGAGGUCCUCGACGUGUUCCAGUCCAAGGAGCUGGCCACGCUCUUUGGUCAGAGCCAAGAAGACUGGGACCUGGCGACGCUGCAGCGCACCGUCGUUGCGGACCACGGCUUUACGAGUGAAAGCGCGCACUUCCAGGACCUGCUCGGCAUCCUCGCGGCCUUCUCCUUGGAGGAGCGGCGCACGUUCCUGCAGUGGCUCACUGGCGCCCCGCGACUCCCAGUGGGCGGCUUUGCCGCACUGCAGCCGCCUCUCACGGUGGUGCGCCGCCAGCAUGAGCCGCCCCUGCAGCCCAACGACUAUUUGCCAAGUGUCAUGACGUGCGUGAAUUAUCUCAAGCUGCCUUGCUACUCGGAUCGUGAGACUAUGAAGGCACGUCUUCACACGGCCAUGUACGAGGGCCUCACAAGCUUCCAUCUAUCCUAG
Malassezia sympodialis ATCC 42132 is the source of this 3975-nucleotide messenger RNA. RefSeq lists its product as uncharacterized. The record is from RefSeq and is a predicted model, not a curated record. Gene Ontology annotation, molecular function: ubiquitin protein ligase activity. Gene Ontology annotation, biological process: protein polyubiquitination; proteasome-mediated ubiquitin-dependent protein catabolic process. The transcript has 2 exons. Lineage: Eukaryota; Fungi; Basidiomycota; Malasseziomycetes; Malasseziales; Malasseziaceae. Gene Ontology annotation, cellular component: nuclear speck. Bases 1 to 3975 code for a protein of 1324 amino acids.